AUGCCAGGAAUAGAUGUCGAUGUCCUUCUUCACAAUAUUUACCGGCAUCAGCGGCUUCCUACCCAUAUCGAGAUAAUACAGCUAACGGACUUGGUCAGAGAUAUAUUCUUCACAGAAGCAAAUUUGCUCUCUCUUGCUUUACCAAUCGUUGUCAUAGGAGACAUACAUGGGCAGCUCUUUGACCUCUUUGAAAUUUUCAAGAUUGCUGGGGAAGUCCCAAAGUCUACUUAUCUAUUUUUAGGUGAUUACGUUGACAGAGGGACUCACUCACUGGAGGUCAUCAUCUACCUCUUCCUGCUUAAGAUAAAGUACCCCAAGUCCAUAUACUUACUCCGUGGGAACCACGAGGAUGAAAAGAUCUGUCAAUCCUAUGGGUUUCAAGACGAGAUUCGCGCUAAAUUCUCACACUAUGAUAUUAAUCACCAAAAGGAUGUUUGGAGAGCGAUGAUAGACACGUUUGAAGCGCUGCCUAUUGCUGCCUUAAUCCAAAAUGAGCUAUUUGCAGUUCAUGCAGGGCUUUCUCCAUCCUUUCAAAUAAUAGAUCAGAUGCAUACCAUAUGUAGAUUUAGAGAUUUCCCCGAAGGACUUUCCUGUCUCUUCAGUGACCUGCUGUGGUCUGACCCCUCGGCAGAGGUUCAGUGUUUUGAACGGUCUGCAAGAGGAGCCGGAUGUUCUUUUGGAUUGAUACCAGUUCUCAAAUUCCUCCAUGACAAUCAGCUCUCCCAUAUUCUCCGGUCUCAUCAGCUCUGCUAUGAGGGUUUUGUAUUGAUGUUUGGCGACCUUCUCUCAACAGUGUGGAGCGCUCCCGAUUACACUCAGAAGAAAAACUUUGCGUCUGUGCUAACGGUGAGCGAGAACCUGGAGAGAAACUAUGAGGUCUUUGAAUGUUCAAGCGAUUUCGACAUGCGGGCUACUCUCUCUACGGGUAUGAGUGGUAUCCUGCGGAACCUCUUCUAG
Molecule: messenger RNA, 957 nt
Organism: Giardia duodenalis
Lineage: Eukaryota; Fornicata; Diplomonadida; Hexamitidae
Product: Serine/threonine protein phosphatase
Exons: 1
Coding region: 1-957 (318 amino acids)
Biological process (GO): peptidyl-serine dephosphorylation
Cellular component (GO): FAR/SIP/STRIPAK complex
Molecular function (GO): protein serine/threonine phosphatase activity
Source: RefSeq, a predicted model, not a curated record